Penicillium atrosanguineum is the source of this 993-nucleotide messenger RNA. RefSeq lists its product as uncharacterized. Lineage: Eukaryota; Fungi; Ascomycota; Eurotiomycetes; Eurotiales; Aspergillaceae. The record is from RefSeq and is a predicted model, not a curated record. Bases 1 to 993 code for a protein of 330 amino acids. The transcript is spliced from 3 exons. Gene Ontology annotation, molecular function: serine-type peptidase activity. Gene Ontology annotation, biological process: proteolysis.
AUGUCUCUCAACCCCAUAACAGUCCUAUACAAGGAGGUCAAUGGCAGCAAAAUCAGCACAGACAUCUACCUGCCCGCGACCGCAUCUUCUGAGAAGAAGCUAUUCCCCGUCAUAAUCAACAUCCAUGGCGGCGCUUUUAUGCUCGGCCAUUCGCGCAUGGUCUCCAUGCCGCAGAUCACAGACUGCCUUGAGCGCGGCUGGAUCGUGCUGGUCCCCAACCACCGCCUUUGCCCUGGUGUGAACUUGCUCGAGGGACCGAUGCGGGAUAUCCGGGAUCUGCUCGCGUGGGUGCAUGAUGGACACCUCGAUGCGGUUCUGCAAGAGCAAGGUCCGUAUGGCGCAGACUUGGACAACAUCGCAGCAUUCGGAACAUCAAGUGGUGGGCAUUUGGCGAUGUCGCUGGGCUGGAAUACUCCCAAACCACCCAAGGCAAUCCUAUCACUAUACGGCGCUGUGCAUUUCACGCAUCCAUUCUGGAGAAAGCAACUUCCCCACGUGCAGGCCAAAUUACCACCUAACCUCGAUUCCUCAUUCUUAAAUAAGAUCUACAACGAGGUCCCCGUUCCAACAGAUAGUUCCGUCUCGCUGGAGGGACAAUCCGAGUCCGGUGGCUCAAAGGGCCCGGACUUCUCCCGCUCCCGCGACGCAUUCGCUUUUACGCAAAUCGCGUCCGGUAAUGUAUUGUCUGCUAUCUACCCCGACUCGGAAACGAAGGAUCCUACUUUCAACUCUGUGGAUCCGCUGCAGAAUGUUACCUCGGAGUUCCCGCCAAUUUAUAUUGUGCACGGACAGGCUGACACCAUGGUGCCGAUUGAUUUGAGUCGUGAGCUUUUUGCUAAAUUGAAGAAGGAGGGCGUUAAGUGCGGAAUGACGGAGGUUCCGGAUGAGGAGCACACUUUUGCUAAUAUGAUGAAGGUUGGUUCGAGGACUUGGUGGUUGCAGAGGGAGGGAUUUGAUUUCUUGGAGGGUAUUGUUGGGAAGGGGCCUCAAUGA